Molecule: messenger RNA, 2052 nt
Organism: Nothobranchius furzeri (turquoise killifish)
Lineage: Eukaryota; Metazoa; Chordata; Actinopteri; Cyprinodontiformes; Nothobranchiidae
Gene: nelfa
Product: negative elongation factor complex member A
Biological process (GO): negative regulation of transcription elongation by RNA polymerase II
Cellular component (GO): NELF complex
Source: RefSeq, a predicted model, not a curated record
GUAGCCUGUUAAAAUGCCCGAACUCAAAACACUUCUUUUUCCAAGAUGGCGUCGAUGAAGGACAGCGACACCGGCCUGUGGCUUCACAACAAACUGGGAUCCACGGACGAGCUGUGGACGCCUCCGAGCAUAGCCUCUCUCCUCACCGUGUCGGUAAUCGACAACAUACGGUUGUGUUUUUCCAGCUUGUCGCCGCCGGUGAAGCUGAAACUGCUGCUCGGGAUGCUGCAUCUUCCCAGGCGGACGGUGGACGAGAUGAAGGAGGCCCUGUCAGAGAUCAUCCAGCUGGCUACGGUGGAUUCAGAGCCCUGGGUGCUGAUGGUUGCAGACAUCCUCAAGUCCUUCCCAGAGACUGGCUCUCUUAACCUGGACUUGGAGGAGCAGAAUCCAAACGUGCAGGAUAUUCUCGGAGAACUCCGGGAGAAAGUGAGUGAGUGCGAGGCAUCGGCCAUGCUUCCUCUGGAGUGUCAGUACCUGAACAAGAGUGCCCUCACCACUCUAGUGGGACCCCUCACACCCCCUGUCAAGCAUUUCCAGCUCAAGAGGAAGCCCAAGAGUGCGACGCUGAGAGCAGAACUGCUCCAGAAAUCGACGGAGACGGCCCAGCAACUCAAAAAGACAGCCGGGGUGCCUUUUCACGCCAAAGGGAGGGGACUGGUGAAAAAGAUCGACACGACAACUCCUCUCAAAGGGAUUCCCAAGGCCCCGUUCCGCAGCCCCACAGCACCCAGUAUGUUCAGCCCUCCCAGUAACCGCACACCCAUCGCUCCCCCGCGAACCCCUCUACGGAAGGAGAGAGGAGUCAAGCUUUUAGAUAUUUCAGAGUUGGACAUGGUCGGAGCUGGAAGGGAAGCCAAAAGGAGAAGAAAGACUUUGGAAACAGAAGCUGUGGAGAAAGCAGCCAAGGAAGAGGCGGUGGUGGAGAACACCACACCAGACUACGCCGCAGGCCUCGUCUCUGCACAGAAACUGGGAGCUCUGAACGAGAAUCCUCUGCCUUCGACCAGCUACCUUCCAGCCACACCCAGCAUGGUUCCCUCCUCGUCUUACAUUCCCAGCUCCGAGGCACAGCCAGCAAAUGCUGGAGGUUCGGGACGGGACGCGCUGCAGGCAGCUCGCCAGCCAGAGGAGUCUCCCACGACGGGGCCUGGAGCUGGAACCACCUUACCGAACCAGUACAAACAGAGGGCGCCCAUGUACAACGCCAGCACCACAGCAAACCCUGCAACCCCCACUUCUCCCAGUACGCCGACCUCCACCCCAGCCAGCAAUGGGCCCCCAGCAGCUGCAACCGCCAGCCAGCCUGAGACGCCCACGCAGCCGCCCAGCACCCCUCAGACUGCCACCCCCGCCCCAGCACCCACACAGCCACAGCCUAAAAAGAACCUCUCACUCACGAGAGACCAGAUGUACGCCGCCCAGGAGAUGUUCAAAACGGCCAACAAGGUCACCAGACCAGAGAAGGCCCUUAUUCUGGGGUUCAUGGCUGGAUCCAGAGAGAACCCAUGCCCAGAGCAGGGCGACAUCAUCCAGAUCAAGCUGAGCGAGCACACAGAGGUUCUGCCCAAGGCGGACGGCACCGGCAGCACCACCAUGCUGGUGGACACAGUCUUCGAAAUGAACUAUUCAACAGGACAGUGGACUCGUCUGAAGAAAUACAAACCUAUCACAAACUCCUCCUGAGGAGCUUCGCCGGCUCAGUCCACCACCCAGAACAUGUUUAGGCACACGUACGAGUAUUCGCUGACAUUUGGGCCAAAUCCACUUCUGAGAGGCUGUCGAGGAGAGAAAGAUUCUCCCUUUUACUACGCCACCAAAAUGGAGAACUUAUUUUUGUUUGUUUUUACUUGCCCUUUAAUUGAUUUUUUUUUUCCAAUCAUCUCAUGAGUGAGCCGGCUCCAGGGGGUUGAGGGAGCAGAGAGAGUGUUUGUGCUGCUGAGGUAGCAAAGAGCAGCUGCGUGCAUUUUUAUGUCAAAUGUUUUCAACCCAACAGCAGUGAUGAUAUUCAUCAUUAGAGGCGACCAAAAUGAAAUAAAGAUCACUACAUGGUCA